Molecule: messenger RNA, 923 nt
Organism: Daldinia vernicosa
Lineage: Eukaryota; Fungi; Ascomycota; Sordariomycetes; Xylariales; Hypoxylaceae
Product: ribosomal protein S30
Exons: 4
Coding region: 188-376 (62 amino acids)
Biological process (GO): translation
Cellular component (GO): ribosome; cytosolic small ribosomal subunit
Molecular function (GO): structural constituent of ribosome
Source: RefSeq, a predicted model, not a curated record
CUUUAUGGAAAUUUUGACGAAGCCAGACUCUCUUCGGUGUGACUCUUUCCACCCGCAAACCCUCACAACAUCAUUCUGAGUGCCAAGACUUGCGAAUUCAUCAGCAAAACCCGCCCACAUCGACCCAUUUCUUCCACUCUUACCAACUUCAUCGACUUCCAAACAGUUUACAACACAAUCUUUCAAGAUGGGAAAAGUUCACGGAUCUCUCGCCCGUGCCGGUAAGGUCAAGUCUCAGACCCCUAAGGUCGAGAAGCAAGAGAAGCCAAAGACCCCUAAGGGCCGCGCCAAGAAGAGACUCACAUACACCCGCCGUUUUGUCAACGUUACCCUGACUGGUGGCAAGCGAAAGAUGAACCCCAACCCUGGCUCAUAAGCGCGACGCAGCGCCUACCCUCUUGAGGGCAGCCAGUGUCGUACUCGGGAGGAUUCGGAAGGCGAUGGACGAGCAGACAUUCGACAGGGUCUGGCUCUGAGCGUCCACCUCUUUUACGUAUGGCAGGCAAGCACACUCUGCUCUAUUAUGAUCGGCAGUGAAUGGAUGAAACGGAGGUUACGGAUGCAUACGGAUUUGCAUCUUUCAUUAGGGAGUCAUACGGCAUCAUCGUUCUGGCUUGGUCUUGGUCAUUACCCACAGGCCUCUCGUCUGUACUUACGCAGGUAUCGCCUGGAAAAGGCAGAAAUACAGGGGACAGUAAUUUUCUCUGCAAAGCUCGUUAUUGGUAAAAGUGAGCGUGAUUGUCUGUCUAUAUAUACUGCUGGGAUAUGUUAGCGUGCGUGAAACAUGCCGGCUGUAUUUAUUAUCUUUCUCUAGACUUGCUAUUACUGGCUACUACCUGAAUACGCCAUUACGACUACAUGGAGAUGUUAUACUUUAGAAAUGAGCUAAGGUAAUAAGCAACAUCUGGAUAUCUGUGCUCCGA